Messenger RNA from Dalotia coriaria, 522 nucleotides. RefSeq names its product endocuticle structural glycoprotein SgAbd-8-like. Gene Ontology annotation, molecular function: structural constituent of chitin-based larval cuticle. Gene Ontology annotation, cellular component: chitin-based extracellular matrix. Lineage: Eukaryota; Metazoa; Arthropoda; Insecta; Coleoptera; Staphylinidae. The transcript is spliced from 2 exons. Bases 37 to 408 code for a protein of 123 amino acids. The record is from RefSeq and is a predicted model, not a curated record.
UCGUUCAAUUAUAAACUCAAAGAAAUUUCUACUAAAAUGAAACUUUUCGUGUUUGCGUUAUGUGUGUAUUUGGUUGUUGCUGAUGAUAUUCCUAUUCUUCGGCAAGUAAGUGAAGUAAAUCCUGAUGGGUCAUACAACUACGCUUAUGAAACCGGAAAUGGUAUCUCUGCUGAAGAACAAGGUUUCUUGAAGAAUGCAGGACAGCCGGAUCAAGAAGCGCAAGUGAUGCAAGGACAAUAUCAAUACCAAAGCCCGGAAGGUGAAACAAUUCGAGUGGUGUACAUCGCUGACGAGACUGGCUUCCAUCCACAAGGAGAGCAUUUGCCGACUCCACCACCUAUUCCUGCUGCUAUUCAAAGGGCUUUGGAUUAUAUCGCUGCAAACCCCAGUCGUGAGAACAAUAAAUAAAUGCAAUCAAAAUGAAACAAUAGCACCAGAUUUUUUAACUCACAAAAUAAUAAUAUUUGUUCAUCCUUUUGUAUUGUCUAGUCUAAUUUAAAUAAAUCAAUAAUUACAUCAAAA